UCUGAAACUGCCGCUGAAAUUGCAGAUUCUUCACCAACUUUUAUUUAUAGUCACGCCAAGGUUUUUCUCGUCGGCGAUGGAGAAUCACUCCCAGAGGCUUCCGAUUUCACUUCAGUAGCUCGAUUUGCAUCAUUUUCCCUCUUUCCAAAGCUCAAAAUAUCCUCAAAUUCAACCGCGUAAUUCUCUCUCCUUUCUUACUCUUACAGUCACUUGAAUACAGGCCAAAAGUUGUAUUUGCUGUUGGAGGAUGCAGCUGAUUCUACUGUAGUAUUAUUGCUGACGUAGGACUGGGGAUUAAGGAUACUGAUUAUUCGAAGCAGCCUUCUUUGCCAUUAAACCUUCAUUGGUAAGGAAAAUGAAGAGGAAGCGUGUUCCCAGGAAGAAGAAGCUUGUCAAAAAGGCUGCUGAAGUGGACCAAAACGAGGAGGCGUUCUUGGAUUUUGUUAACCAGAACAAUGAAGAAGCUUUCCAUGAAGUCCAAGGUAUUGAGGAACCUCUCCAGGAAAACCAGAAUAAUAUGGAACCUCACCAAGAAAAACAGAACAACUUGGAAUCUUCACAAAAAAGCCAGAACAGUCUGAAAACUUUCUCUCAGAACCAGAAUGAUAUGGAACCUCAUCAAGAAAAACAGAACAAUUUGGAAUCUUCACAAAAAAGCCAGAACAGUCUGAAAACUUUCUCUCAGAACCAGAAUGAUAUGGAACCUCGCCAAAGAAACCCAAACAAUAUGGAGAAUAACCAAACAAAUAAGAACAAUGUGGAGCCUCACAAAAGAAACCUGAACAAUAUGGAGCCUUACCAAGGAAACCAGAGUGAUGUCGAGCCUUAUCAAAGAAACUGGAACAGUAUGGAACCUCACCAAAGAAGCAGGAAGAGUAUGGAACCUCACCAACGAAACCAGAACAAUAUGGACCCUUACCAAAGAAACCUGAACAACAUGGAGCCUCACAAAAGAAACCUGAACAAUAUGGAGCCUUACCAGGGAAACCAGAAUGAUGUCGAGCCUCAUCAAAGAAACUGGAAAAAUAUGGAGCCUCACCAAAGAAGCAGGAAGAGUACGGAGCCUCACCAACGAAACCAGAACAAUAUGGACCCUUACCAAAGAAACCUGAACAAUAUGGAGCCUUACCAAGGAAACCAGAGUGAUGUCGAGUCUUAUCAAAUAAACUGGAGCAAUAUGGAGCCUCACCAAAGAAGCAGGAAGAGUAUGGAGCCUUACCAACGAAACCAGAACAAUAUGGACCACUACCAAAGAAACCUGAACAACAUGGAGCCUCAUCAGAGAAACUUGAACAGUAAGGAUCCUUACUCAAGAAAUGUAAACAACGAGGGCCCUUACUUAAGAAACCUGAACAAUAUGGAACCUUAUCGAGAAACCCUGAACAAUGAGGCCACUUACCGAAAAAGCUUCAUCAAUGAGCGAACAUACCGUAAAAACAGAAACAAAGAGGGAAAGAAGAUGGCAGUUAGUAUUAGUGAUGAUGAAUAUGAUGUAUCUGAGUCUGAAUCAGAUAGUGGGUUAUCUCCAUUAUUGUCUUCUUCUUCUUCAAGCAAAAGUGAUGAGUCAUACGAUGUUUUGGGUAGUUCUAGUUCUGAUGAUUCAUGGAUCGAUAAAAAAUUGAGGAAAUCAAUUAGAGGGCGUCGUAAAGCCAAACGCAAAAAGGAGAAAUUGUUAAAGAAAAGUACACAAGUAAAAGGUCAAUCAUUGAGGGGGUUGAGUUCUUUGAGUACGAAGAUAAAGAAGUCAAAGAUAUCUCAUCAUGAUCCUCAGUACAAUAAGAAAGAACUAAAAACUGCAUUUUUGGUGAUUAAGAAGGUUAUGAAAAUGGAUGAGGCUUAUCCUUUUAAUGCUCCAGUUGAUCCUAUUGCUCAGGGAAUCCCUGAUUACUUUGACAUAGUAGAUAUCCCGAUGGACUUUGGGACAAUACGCAGCAAUCUCCAAAAUGGUACUAAGUACAUGAACUCGGAGGAUGUAUUUAAUGAUGUAGAAUAUAUUUGGAAUAAUUGCUGCAAGUAUAGCAACGAGGGUGACUAUACUUUGCAUCUGAUGAAGCGGGUGAGGAAGAAGUUCAUGAAGUAUUGGACAGCUGCUGGCUUGAAUUGCAAACAACGAAGGAAAAUCUCUGGCAGUACGAACCAUAACUUCAACCUGACGAGCCAGGAUAAGCUAGCCUCAAGCCAGCGGCAUCGGUUACCUACAGCAAACCGUGACCAGCAAUUUCAGGCACAUCAACCUUUGGCAAGUACCGUUCAGCCACAGUUCUCCCAGCUGCCACCAUCAAAUAACCAGCCUUAUCAGUUGCAACAACCACAACCAAGCACCAACCAGCCACAGCUCUCUUGCAUGCAAGUUGAUGUAGAAGGUAAUACAAAAGGACGAGCACACAUUCGAUCUAGAAUUGAUGUCUCCAUACUGCAGAAAAGACGGAUGUGUUCUAGACAGGUGGUCUCAACUGUUAAUGGUUCAAGCCAGUCUCAACUGCAGCAACCCCGUAUCGAUGGACAAACAUUUCAUUUGCAGCAGCCCCAACAGAGCACAAGCCAACCACAUCUGUGCCAGAUACACACUGGGAGAGAUUUAGCCAUAAGUUGCAAAGAAGGUUGCACCAUGAACUGUGGCAAAUAUGUGCCUUGGUGCCUAAAGGACUCCAUGCAUUAUAACUGCACCCAGAUACUGGCUCAAGAGCCACCGCUGCAACAGGAGUCUCCAGCGAGUGCUGGCCAGCCCUUGUCCCAGAUGCCACAGGCCAAUACAGUUACAGGCCCUGCCUUGAAUCUUGGCCGAAGUCUACAGAGAAGUUCUUUGGAACCUGCAGCCCAGAGUCCUAACCAACAACCUUUGGAUCCUUUGCAAUCCCAGCUUGAGCAGGUAGCAGAGGAUAACCAUGGGCCACAUGGUUCAAAACAACUACCCCAAAAGAGAAAGAAGGGGGGUAGAGGCCCCACCCGGUGCCUUUUUCUGAAGGAUUUGCCGGAGGGUGAGCGGAUCCUUGUCCCCUUCAAUAAGAUUGGGCAGCCCGUUGGCCGUGAGGCAUCCAAGCUAAGUAGUUUUCUAGGCAACAUAGCGCGCAAUGGUCACAUAGCACCCCUUAAUUAUAUUAGUUGGAGGCACCUGCCAGAUACGAUCAAGGAGGAUAUAUGGCAACAUGUCCAGUCCAAGUUUGAAAUUGAGCCAAUUGGCAAAGCUUGGGUCAUGAAAUCUGUUGCAACAAAGUGGAGGGAUUGGAAGGCAGAAUUAAAGGCAUGUCAUUAUUAUCCUAAUAAGACAGAUGAGGAACGACUGAAGGACAUCAAUCCAAGGGUUGUUCCGGAUCAAUGGCCAUUCCUCGUAUGUUACUGGAGCUCUGAGAAAGAGAAGAUUCGUAGUGCUAAAAAUAGGGCUAACCGUUACAAGCAAAAAGGCGUACAUGCCAUGGGCACAAAGAGCUUUGCGAGGAUACGUGAAGAGGAGCGUGCAAAGAGGCCUGAUGGAAAGGAGCCGACUAGGGCUGAGCUAUACAUAUUAACUCAUACACGCAAGGAUGGGCAGCCUGUGGAUGAGACAGCGGCAGAAGCAAUUGCAAAACUACAAGAACACACAACUCAAAGAAAGACUACUGAGGGAAGUUACAGCGAUGAGAGAGACACCUUUUUUGAAGUUAUGGGAGAAGAAAAACGUAACCAUGUGCGCACCUAUGGGUUGGGCCCAACUCCUGCUGAUAUUUGGGGCACAACACCAAAACGUUGUGACCAUGUGAGGGUGGCCUGUGAGGUAAAAAAGUUAACUAAUCAGGAAGUAAGCAAAAUGUUGGACAAAAUGGAGGCCUUGGAGCAGAAGUAUUCAUCUAUGGAAGCACAGAUUGCGAAGAUUAAUUCGAGCAUGCAGAUUUUACUAGAGAAAGUUGGAGCAACUUCUGCAAAUUUAGAGACCAAACAGGUUCCUCCAGACUCCAAUGCUGCUGCAGAUAUACGCCACCAACGUCUAAACUCUUCCUCAUCAAGUCAUGCAGUCGCAUCCCAGGAGGCUACCACCCAUGCCCAUGUAGAUGUAGAAGACUGACGCUGCUUAAUCCAUCUUCUAGUGUUGGUUUUAAGCCGAGGCUAUUGUUAUAUAUAUAUAUAUAUAUAUAAACAGCGGUUUAAUAAUUAAUGUUUUGUCCAAAUUAAAGUUUUUCUAGAGCCCUAUUUGAUACAUCUACUUGUGGGGAAAAAUGUUCUGUCUUCCUUUUUUUUUU
Carica papaya (papaya) is the source of this 4214-nucleotide messenger RNA. RefSeq lists its product as uncharacterized. Gene Ontology annotation, molecular function: protein binding. Lineage: Eukaryota; Viridiplantae; Streptophyta; Magnoliopsida; Brassicales; Caricaceae. The record is from RefSeq and is a predicted model, not a curated record.